AUCACCGUUUGUUUUACUAAAAAAAAAAAAAGUUCAGCUUUUAAAGACGCAUUUCGCGGUUGCACGAGGGAUAAAAACGGCUCGUUUGUAAAAGAUGGCCCGCGAAUGUACUGAAAAAAGUAUUUCUCUCGGUCAAACGGAAGAAGAGGGUGCUGAGCAUGACAGCGACUCCACAUCAUCGAGUUUCAGCGGCUCCGAAUACUCUGAUGACUUGGAACCAGAAUGGCUGGAUCACAUCCAGAAGAAUGGCGAGCUCUUCUACCUGGAGCUGAGCGAGGGCGAGGAAGAGGCUGCAUUGGCUCAAGCCACCGCCAAUCAGGGCGGGGCCACUAAUCAUGUUCGCUUUAGUGAAAAGGAGGCCGAGAUCUUCACGGAGCAAAACAAGAAGCACCGAUGCGGCUCACAGACGAAAGGUGCGCCCACGCUUAAAAAGCUAGCCAGCAUCCUGAGGAGAAAACAGCGGCCAUCUCAGCACAGAGCAGGAGGAGGGAAGGACGGGAGUAAAGACGCCUCCACUCCAGCAUCCAUCCUGAAGAACCAGCCGGGUCAAAGCCAGGGCGUGAGGGUUCGGCAGUUGAAGGAAGUGUGCGUCUACCUCAACCCUAAACGUCUCGGAGGGUCAUCAACGCCUCUCUCUGACGGUGGCGGGCUGCUGGAGGCGCUGCUGGGGGUUGUGCACCGCCCCACCUGGAGCAGAGGACAGGGAGACCCCGCAGCGGUCAGACAGAAAGAGAGACUGACUGUUCAUGGAUUAAUACCAAACAGCCCCGCCAUCAAAUGUGGCCAAAUCCUCAUUGGUGAUGUGCUUGUAGCGGUGGCCGAUGUGGACGUGACCUCGGAAAACAUCGAGAGAGUUCUGUCCUGCAUCCCGGGACCAACACAGGUGAGGCUGACGUUGGAGUCGGUGGCUCAGGUGGACGACAGCAGUGCACAGGCCCGUAAGGUGAAGGCUGCUCCGCCAGUCAGCCAGCUGGUGCGUCUGCUGUGGGGGGAGGACACGGUGGAACUUCAGAUGUCCAUAGGACACAUCCCACACAUUGUCCUGUACCUCUCGCUCAAACUGGACUCUGCAUCACCGCAGGACGAGGAGGAGAUCCUCUACCAGUACCCGCUGUCUGAGGCCUCCAGCCAGCUGAAAGGAGUGAGAGGGAUCUUCCUCACUCUGUGUGACAUGCUGGAGAACGUCACAGGAGGCCGGAUACUCAGCUCUUCUCUCCUGCUGGGGAAACAUCUGGUCCAUGUGGGCUACUGGAAGGAGAGCAGCAACCUGCUGGUCAUCGGUCUUCCUGCUGACAUUGUUCCACUGCUGUAUCUGCAGACGGUGGUGGGAGACGUGGUCCGGACAUUAAAAGUGAUGUACGGCUCCUUAGACAGUGCGUUCUGUACGGCGGACCACGCUCCGAGGUUGGACCACUUCUUCUGCCUCUUCUUCCAGCAGCUCAUCCAGCCGUCUCGUUUGAGGGACGUCUCCUCUUCCCCGACCCCCAAGGUCUCAGGGACACUUUUUCUCGACGGACUGCCGGCAGUCCGAUGGCUCACGCUGCCUCCAGAAAUCAAGAUGGAGGUGAAUUCUGUUCUUUCUGAUUUUGAGUCUUCUGAUUUUGGAGAAAUGUCCGAGGACUUUUUGGGCCUGAGGCGUCUGUAUGUAAUUCUUGGUUCCUGUUUGUUCUACAAGCCCUACCUGAUCGCCAACCAUCUGCCCAAAGAGGACCUGCUGGACGUGUGCCUGUACUGUCAGCACUACUGCCUGCUGCCGCUGGCGUCGGAGCAGCGGGUGGGUCAGCUGGUCAUCUGGAGGGAAGUGUUCCCCCAGCAGAGAGCUCAGAGCAACGCCUCCGCUCUGCACUGCAGCCAGCCUCAAAGACGCCACUUCCUCCUCAUCGUGGGGCUGAGGCACUUCAUGCAGUGUGUGCUGUUGGAGGCCGGUGGCUGUGCCGCACCAGCUCUGGGCUCUCAGGGACCUGAUUGUGUUUACGUAGAUCAGGUGAAGGCCACCUUGCUGCAGCUGGAGAUGUUGGAAGCAGGUAUUGAGGAGCGUCUGAACGCUCCUCCUGCUCCCUGCCUGUCCUGUGCAGACUGGUUCCUUCCUGCCACCACGGCCCGCGACCGCCUGGACAGCCUGGCCUCCUCCUCCCCCGUCUUCAGCAAGCUAGCCGGGGCAGUUAAGGGCUCCUCCUCCACGGGGUCCAGGGGCCGCAGCCUGUUUGGGGAGAAGGCCCGCAGGUCCAGCCCCCAGAGGAGCCUGUCAGACAGCGGGAGUGAGGGACAGAUGGAUGCUGGGUCGGGGUCUGGUUCAUCGGUGGCUCCAGGCCUCAGUCCACACUCCACCCCGGAGUCAGGGAGGAAGCUGGGGGGGCGACGGGACUCGCUGGGGUCUGGAGGGUCUGAUGGGAGUGGAGGCAGUGGAGGCCUCUUCAAGAUUCCCAGGAUGAAGCACCCAAACCCUUUCUACCUGGGCACCCUGAAGAAGACUCUGACUGAAAAAGAGACAGAGGAGAUGUACAACACCAUGAAACUGACCUCAGGUGCAGAAAACACCUUGUUCCACUACGUUCUGAUGGAAACUGUUCAGGGGAUCUUCAUCGCUCCCACUCACAGAGAGGUGGCUCAGCUCAGCGGCUCCAUCCACCCACAGCUUAUCCGCAACUUCCACCACUGCUGCCUUUCCAUACGAGCAGCCUUUCAGCAGAGCUUACCAGCCAGGGGCCGUCGGGCUGCAGACCGGCCUCAGCCCGGUGGUUGGGGUCUGGGUCCAGUGAAGGAACACGGGGUCCUGUUUCAGUGUAAACCUGAGAACUGGACCGACCAGAAGAAACCAGCUCCCACCAUGACCUACUGGGUUAUCGGACGGAUGUUGCUGGAGCCCGUCCCUCAGGAAUUCUACGUGUGUUUCCACGACUCGGUGGCAGAGGUUCCUGUCGAGAUGGCCUUCAGACUCUCCUUCGGCCUGGCCCUGUGAUCAAUAAUGGACACACAAACAACUGCAAGGUUUCUCCUUACACCAGUUCUGUCUCAGGUGUCUGAAUAUAACAAUGUGCCUGCAUUUCACGGCAUAAUGUGACUGUGGCCUCGCAGCAGUUUAAACCAGGUCAUUUGUGCGUCAAGAAAAGCCAGUGAAUACCUCAAACUCUUUGGUGCAAACCUCUCGUGAGAGCCCCAAAAAAAUUCUGCUGCCACAAACUUUACUAAGCUGGACGGAUAAAAACUACGCUGCUGCAUGUUCACAGAGCAAAUAAUGUUAUAUUGAUGUUUUCACAGAUUGUUUGCAUUGUUGCAAAGACAUUUCAUUUGUGACUUAAUUUAAGAUGUACAGUUUUGUAUUGAAUUUGAGUCAUUUGUUAGAAAGAAAUUGAGAUUAAAGAAGCAGUUUAAAGUCUCGUUUUUUUAUUCUUUCAAAACUAAUUUGCUUGUCGUACUCUCUUUACAUGAUCUUUACAUUAUUCACAAAGUGAGAAGUAGUCCAAGCUGAGGUUGUCAGGAGAAAUGAUACUUUUUCAAUGUUUAAAAUUGCCUCUAUGAAUUAUACAUUCAGUCUAUCAGAAGCACUGGAAAAAACAACAAAAUUGUC
Molecule: messenger RNA, 3568 nt
Organism: Centropristis striata (black sea bass)
Lineage: Eukaryota; Metazoa; Chordata; Actinopteri; Perciformes; Serranidae
Gene: intu
Product: inturned planar cell polarity protein
Exons: 17
Coding region: 95-2959 (954 amino acids)
Biological process (GO): establishment of planar polarity; vesicle-mediated transport; cilium assembly
Cellular component (GO): cytoplasm; cilium
Molecular function (GO): protein binding
Source: RefSeq, a predicted model, not a curated record